AAAGAGCGGAAAGUCGGGGAAACUCCUGUCAAAAAUUAAUCCCGUUUAGUGAUAAAUAUUCGUUUUGUAAUGUCAUUUUUUACAUUUUACACAAAUUAACGUACAAUAUAAUCAACGUGUUUGGAAUUUAUCAAGAAAAUUGUAAAAAAUUCUAAAGAAACAAUUAUAUUUACAAUUUAAUUAAGAUGUCUGGAUCAUUGAAACCAUAUUUAACAGCCGUAAGGAGAACAUUGACAGCAGCAAUGUGCGUGGAAAAUUUUUCAUCUCAAAUUGUCGAAAAGCACAAUAAACCAGAAGUGGAAGUAAGAGCAAGCAAGGAACUUCUCUUAACUCCAAUUCUCAUCAGCAGAAAUAACAAGGAAAAGAUUUUAAUCGAAUCAAGUAUAAAUAGCAUGAGAAUUAGCAUUGCUGUUAAACAAGCUGAUGAUUUGGAAAAAAUUCUCUGUCACAAAUUCACUAGAUUUAUGAUGAUGAGAGCUGAAAAUUUUAUGAUUCUACGUAGAAAACCCGUAGAGGGUUAUGAUAUUAGUUUCUUGAUUACGAAUAUUCACACUGAACAAAUGUAUAAACAUAAAAUUGUCGAUUUUGUAAUUCACUUUAUGGAGGAAAUUGAUCGAGAAAUUAGUGAAAUGAAACUUUCCAUGAACGCAAGAGCUCGUACGUGUGCAGAAGAAUUUUUAAAGAAGUUCUAGUCGAAGGAGGAGUAACGAAAAUGUAAUAUGAGUCAUUAAUCAAUCAAGGAAAACGAAUAUCCCGUCGAAUAUUUUGUUCUCAUCUCAUUUUUUUUGCUACGUAUUAUUGAUAACAAAUAUGCUCUAAGCACAAAGGCUAUUUAUAAGUAAGUUUUUUUUUUACGUUGGUGCAAUUAUAAAAAUUAAUUAUAAAUACUAGUUUUAAUGUCCGUUUUUCUAUAUGACGAAAAAAAAACAAACACUUUUUUUGAAGAGUGAGAGAAAAAAAAGUACUACUAUAUUUACAGAAAGUGUAGCUAAUUUUACUAUUUUAAAAUUAAUAUUCACCUUUUGAAAUUUUGCACAGAGAACAAUAUUUUUCUUUGAUUUUACAGAAAUGUAGAAUUUCUGUUACUGAUUUUUUUUUCUUUUUAUAAAUAAGAUCAUUUCUAUUCAAAUUUACAUGGAUAAAACAGGGAUUUAGCGAUUUUAACACAGUAUUAAUGAAUACAAAAAAUAUUUCGACUAAGGAUUAUAAUGCCUGCACGUUACUUCUUUCAAACAUUACUUUUUUUCCCAACGAAUUGAGAGUUUCGAAUUUUUGUAUAAAAACAAAAACAAAAAAAAAUGUCGAAAAAAAUUUUCUUGCAGAAAAAAGAGUUAUAAAAAAAAGCGGUAGAAAAUAAAGUAUUGAAUUUCGCCUGUUGAAUGCUAUAAAGGAGUAAUUGAAAAAAAAAUAAUUGUAAUUAUGAAAGAUAAAUGAAAGUUGAUGUGAGCGAAUUGUGAAUGGGGAUAAAUGAAAAAUGUAGUUUUCAUUAAUACAAUUGCUCAAUUAUAUUUGCAAUUGCUGAUAAAUUUAGCUUACUCAAUAUGCCGAUUUGUAUAAAAAUUUUUUUUUUUUUUUUGAUUUUAAUGUCAAAGAGGUCACAAAACAUCGUUGAAAUUCAAAUUCAAGAUAGAUGUCAUCAUAUUAACUGCCAAAACUAAUGAAAAAAAAAAAAAUCAUUUAUAUUAUAAAAUUUAGAAUUAGUAAAUUAAUUAAAUAUAGUUAAUUAAUUAUACUGAAACUAAGAUAUUGGUUAAGGUUCGCAGUCACAGUUUUAAAAUUGUUACUGCUAAAUUUUAAAUCUCUACAUCUAUAUCAACGUCUUAUAUUUAUAAUAAAUUUCGAAUUAGCAAUGA
Molecule: messenger RNA, 1853 nt
Organism: Leptopilina boulardi
Lineage: Eukaryota; Metazoa; Arthropoda; Insecta; Hymenoptera; Figitidae
Gene: Arpc4
Product: actin-related protein 2/3 complex subunit 4
Exons: 4
Coding region: 186-692 (168 amino acids)
Biological process (GO): actin filament polymerization; Arp2/3 complex-mediated actin nucleation
Cellular component (GO): Arp2/3 protein complex; actin cytoskeleton
Molecular function (GO): actin filament binding
Source: RefSeq, a predicted model, not a curated record